AUGGCACUGAACCCACAAAUAACAAUACGUGCUGAGGACGAUUCCGGUGUCGCUAUACCUGGGACACAAGUAGAAGUAACAGAUGUAGCUGCCAGUACGUCGCAAAUUUAUACAGUAAGUGACAAUGAUGUAUGGGAUUCGAGUACAAGUACUUUCAUUUUCGAUCUACCAUCGAAUAAGGAAUACCAAUUCGAGAUCCUGAACACCCCGAGCGAAAAGGUAGCCUUCGAUGAGAUUAAUGGGGACUAUUUUCCCGAUAGCAAAACAACACUGACGGUUAGCGACGACAAGGCUAUCACAUUUGUAUAUGGCGAAGAAACGACGUGCCAGAUCGCCUACUUUGACACAGGCAAGACUUGUAUGGCUGGCUACGUGGAGCAUGGCUGGCAAAUUUGCUAUGGUAGCGACUGCACGCAGACUACCUGCUGUAAUCAGCGAACCUGUUUAUCAGAAACCGACGCUUCUUUUGGUUCCAUCUGUGAAGAAUACAGACCUAAGGCAGACUACAGUACCAUUACUUGUGGGGAGGGCACUGGUGCUGUCUGCAGCACUGAGCUGUGUUGCACGACUGAGAUCUUGUGCCAGCGCUCGCAACGCACAUUGCUGACCAAUGUUCCACCUCGGCUUCCAUUCUGA
Messenger RNA from Sphaeroforma arctica JP610, 636 nucleotides. RefSeq lists its product as hypothetical. NCBI's taxonomy places the organism in Eukaryota, Ichthyosporea, Ichthyophonida. The record is from RefSeq and is a predicted model, not a curated record. The coding region runs from base 1 to 636 and encodes 211 amino acids. The transcript has a single exon.